Molecule: messenger RNA, 5055 nt
Organism: Magnusiomyces paraingens
Lineage: Eukaryota; Fungi; Ascomycota; Dipodascomycetes; Dipodascales; Dipodascaceae
Exons: 3
Coding region: 1-5055 (1684 amino acids)
Biological process (GO): intracellular signal transduction; protein phosphorylation; microtubule cytoskeleton organization
Cellular component (GO): cytoplasm
Molecular function (GO): protein serine/threonine kinase activity; tau-protein kinase activity; ATP binding
Source: RefSeq, a predicted model, not a curated record
AUGUCAUACUCUCCGCCACCACAAGGGGCUCAGAAUGUCCAGCAUCAAUAUACCCAACAACAACAACAUCAACAUCAUCACCAUCAUCAUCACCAUCAUCACCAACAACAGCAGCAGCAACAGCAGCAGCAACCAGCUCCUCAAUCUUCAGCAGCUUCCCAAGCUCCUUCUAACAAUGUAAACCGCAAUUCUCAGGCCUCCUCUGCGUCUUUCAAUCCUGAUGAUCCAUCCCAAAAGCGACUCUCUCAAGCUUCUUCUUCCUCAACUUCCAAGCGUACCAAAACCCACAUUGGGCCUUGGCGACUUGGACGAACUCUAGGUCGUGGGUCUUCUGGCCGUGUUCGUCUGGCUAAACAUAAUAUCACUGGCCAGCUUGCUGCGGUCAAAAUUGUCCCCAAGUCUCUGGUUUCUACAAAUAAUAAUGAUUCAAACAAAGAAAAUCAAGCAGACUCACAAAGAGAUGCAAAUGGCUUUUCUUACGGCAUUGAACGUGAGGUCAUUAUCAUGAAGCUCAUUGAGCAUCCUAAUGUUAUGGCUUUAUACGAUGUCUGGGAGAACAAAGGCGAGCUAUAUCUCGUUCUUGAAUACAUUGAAGGAGGUGAGCUCUUUGACUACCUCAUCAAAAAGGGUCGUCUCGAAGAGCGAGAGGCUCUCCACUAUUUCCGCCAAAUUAUCAAUGGUGUCGAUUAUUGCCAUCACUUCAAUAUUUGUCAUCGUGAUCUUAAACCUGAAAACCUCCUUUUAGACAAAAACCGAAACAUUAAAAUCGCUGAUUUCGGUAUGGCUGCGUUGGAAACCUCUGACAAAAUGCUAGAAACUUCAUGCGGUUCCCCCCACUAUGCUUCCCCAGAAAUUGUCUCCGGUAAAAACUACCAUGGUGGACCCUCAGACAUUUGGUCUUGCGGUAUCAUUCUUUUUGCUCUUCUCACUGGCCAUUUGCCAUUUGAUGAUGAAAAUAUCCGUAAACUUCUUCUCAAGGUCCAAGCAGGUAGAUUCCACAUGCCUCAUGACCUUUCCAUAGAAGCAAAGGACCUCAUCUCUCGUAUGCUUUGCGUCGACCCGGACCAACGCAUCACAAUGCCUGAAAUUCUUAACCAUCCUCUUCUCAAAAAAUACCCCUCAAAACGUGCAACAAGAACUUAUGACCAAAUUAACAAGCCUCUUUUGCCCAUGUCUGUCUCUAAACCAGUCAACUCUAGAGAAGAUAUUGACCAGGAGAUAUUGAAAAAUCUCCAAACUCUUUGGCACGGUGCAGACAGAGAAACCGUCAUUUCUAGACUUUUGUCUCCAGACCAAAAUGCAGAAAAAACCUUUUACUGUCUUCUCAUGAAGUACCGUCAUGACCACCUCGACGACGCAAACAAGCCUCCUGUUCCUCCAGCAGCUCCUAGCAUGAGCAGAUCUUCCAGCAAACAAGCCAUCAAGCACUCCGCAUCUAACCAGCAUCUCAACUCCAGCUCAGGAAGCCAGCAUCAUCACCACCACCACAGCAGACGAUCGUCUCAUGGCAGACAACCCAGCCGCGUUUCUCGUCAUUCCAGAACUGGCUCCAAAAGCUCAACUAUCACUGCAUCUUCCAGCCACAAGCGCGGAGUUUCUUUCUCUUCCAUUAAGCAACGCACAAAGUCCAGUAACUCAAUCAAGAGUAACGCCGGUUCCGUGUCUCGUCCUGAUUCUCCUCCUCCACCAAUGCCUUCCGAUGCUGUUGAAAUGCAAAUGCAGGCUUCUGUGGAUCACUCUCAAGAUAACUCCCAAUUCAGUUACGCCGAAUAUGACGAAACAGCACAGUAUUUCCAAGAACAAGCGUUGCCUCAACAGCCAACUCAAAUCGUAGAGGACCCCUUGAAAGAAGAUGAAUGGACAAAGGAGGCCAAGCGAACUUCUUCCGAGUUUGCAUCUAUGCUUGAGCAUGUCUUUGAUUUCCCUUCAAAUUCUCCAGCCCCCUCAGUUCCAGUUCCACCUGUACCUGUCAAGGCCCAAUCACAGCGCAGAGAUACCCGCGUUGUUUCAGACCCAUUACCUGCUUCUUACAAUGUGGACCCUUCUAACCUUGAUGCCACUAUUCUUACAGAUGCUAAUGUCACUGAAAGAAGAAGAGUUGUAUCCAAUUUUGUUAAUCCUACUGCAUCUAGUCUUGAUCCCUUUUCUGCAGGCUUCAAUCCUCAACCGUGUGCUGCUGCUAUUUAUUCAUCAAGUACUCAUUCCAGCUUGGAUAAUAUCCAACAAUCUACUGAGCCUUCUCUUGACUUUGCUGCAGAUGAGUCACUUGCCGCUGGCUUGUUGAAUGUGGACUACUUGUUGCCCAUGAUUUUUGAGGAGGAUGACCGUUUUGCAGAUGCCAUUGAGGAGGAGAUGGACAUCCACUUUAAUGAACCUAAACCAAAAAGAAUAUCUGUACAGAAACCACCUCCUAGUAUGCCCAUUAAUGUGCCAACUCAACCGAAAUCUAUUAAACCUUCGACAGGCCAAUCCAGAACUGACUGGACCCGAGCUCGCAACCCUCACCUUCAAACACGUCGCAACAAUAGCCAGCGGUACUCUACUACAGAUCAUAGCCAUUUGCAUAGUGAUGCUGAAGACGACUUGAAUAUGGCUCCAUUUGAUGAGUCUGUUGUGGAAAUUGGCUUCAACGGAACUGGAAUUGUGGGAGUUGGUGUUCAUGAUACUUCUCUUACUGCUUUUGAUACAAGCGAAAGUGGUAGCAUCGACAACUCAUUCAGCAAAUCUAAUACUGUUACCUACCAAUCUGGUACAUCAAACACUCACGGUGAUAUUUCAAACACUUCUGCUUUAUCUGGAGACUCGUCACGACUUAGAAUUUCUGGCUUACUCAAGACUGAAAGCUUCAAGGCUCGUGGGUCGUUUAGCAACUUUAAGACGCCAUCUAUGGUUGAUAUUGUUGAACAACGGGUGGUUCCUGAGUACCAGCUGAAUGUUGCAAAUGAUAUUCUUUCUUCAGGUUCUUCCAAAGACCACCAGAAUACUCAUUUGCAAUUGUCAACUUCUUCUUCACCUCGUCAAAGCUCACUUCAUGAACAGACAAGCGAGCCCGCAGUUGAGCAGCAACCUUUGUCUACUUCAGCUCCAACUCACAUUGAGACGCCGAGCAACAGUAAUACGGUUACGACAAACGAGCAGGAAAAGAUGGAUGUUGAUGGAAUGCCCAAGUUUAUGGAAUCACCAAAGAUGAAUACGCAUUCGUUCAUUCCAUCUCUUUCAACACAACAGGCCCAGGUUUACCAACCGCCCAACAUUGUCAAGCUUGGGGAUGAUUCCAAGGCCAGUUCAGGCCGCAGUUCAAACAUUCUUCGCAAGUUUUCUCUUAACCCCAAGCGCCAGGCACCUGCUCCUCCAGCACCCUCUGCAUCGUCUAAAGAGCCUACAUCGUCGAAUCUUGCACCAUCCCGUACACCUACGCUUGCUGCUACACUCACCUCUGGAAGUACUUCUGGAGCUACAGCUACACCUAAACCUAAGAUUGUUGCAACCAAGUUGCCUGUUGUGUUGUUGCCUACGCCGCCGCCAAGCGAACCUCAAAGCCGUGUGGCCAGUGGGUCUUCUCAAAUGUCUACUGCCACAACUGCAGUUUCAUCAACUGCACAGGCCCACUUUGAAGUUGCUCAUCCUGCACCUGUUACUCGACCAAUGGCUUCUACGAGUACAUUGGUUUCCACAAAGCCUGCCAACAUGGCUACAAUCACAAUGGCUCCCAAACCAGUUUCGGCAACGGUAUACAAGUCUGAACCACCUAAGCCGUCUCAACAGCAGCAUAAUCAUCAGGCUCAUAUUGAUCCUUCUCCCGUUAAGCAAAACUGGUUUAUGAAAAUGCUUAAUUUACGAACAGAACCCGAGACCGAUAGUGGUCACGGUGCUGGUCAUGGCAAUCGGAGCCGGAGUCGCGGCCGGAUGCCCGAAAAGAUUUCACCUACACCUUAUGAACUUCGUAUUGACCAUGAUGGUAAUAAUGGUGGUCGAUUUAUGCAGCCUGGAACACCCACUACAGUGAGCCAAGCUGGGACCCCAGGGUACAAGUCGUCUCGUGGAUACUAUUCGCUUUUGACGGCGCCACAAGUGCGGCGACACGUUGUGGAGGUGCUCAAAGGAUGGGAACAAUAUGGUGUUAGUGGCAUUAAGAUUUCGGAUGGUGAGGUAUCGAGCAACGGAGCUAAGGCUAUUAUUGUGCGUGCAAAGAUUUCUUCGCGUAAUGCCUUGUCUUUGCGUAGUACGCGAUUCCGGGUGGAGAUUGAGGCUCACGAGCUGAGAUCGUACAUUGCAGUACCUGCUGCUUCUUCUACCAAGACCAAGGCCCCUCCUGCACCAGCACCAGCGCCCAUGCCAACACCAGCACCAGCACCACAACAGUCGAAGAAUGUAUUUAAGAGACUUUUUGGAGGUUCCAAGAGCUCUAAGAGUGAGCAGCAUGCACCAGCUCCAGCACCAGUUUCGGCACCUGCACCUGCACCUGCGCCAGCGCCAGCAACAACUACAACUACAACUACAACUACAACUACAGCAUCCACGACCAAGGUCACGAGCAUUUUGAUUAUUCAGGAGCGUGGAUCUUUGUCUACAUUUGGCCGGUUUCUUAAGGAGAUGGAGCAAGCUCUUGAGGCUCGCAAUGCGAUUAGUGGGACCUCGACAACUGCGAUUUUAGGGCAGAAACUUUCAGCAGCCACGGCUACGGAUCCAUAUUCUUCAGGAACUACAACAUCUGCUAGAACUACAUCUACGACAAGACCCAUUAGCAGCACCAGCAGUGCAUGGCGGCCUGUAUCGACGGCGUCCGAUAGCAAUCGGAACAGUACGUUUAGCGGGUACAAUAUGGGUGGAGGCAAUGGAUCACGACCGACGUCUGGGUAUACAUCUGGGUAUACGACAGGACAUGAGAAUGAUUUUGAGGACGAGGAGGUUGUACUCAUUGGGUCUGGAUAUCCAAAGUCGUCUACAACUGCACAGUACAAGUAUACUUAUCAUGAUACUGCGGGUGCUGGGACUUCUGGAAAUGAAACCAACAGUAAUAACAAGAACAGUCAGGGUCUUGGGAUAGUUGUUUAA